Molecule: messenger RNA, 1041 nt
Organism: Emericellopsis cladophorae
Lineage: Eukaryota; Fungi; Ascomycota; Sordariomycetes; Hypocreales; Bionectriaceae
Product: Anhydro-N-acetylmuramic acid kinase
Exons: 5
Coding region: 1-1041 (346 amino acids)
Biological process (GO): peptidoglycan turnover; amino sugar metabolic process
Molecular function (GO): ATP binding; phosphotransferase activity, alcohol group as acceptor
Source: RefSeq, a predicted model, not a curated record
AUGGGCUCAAUCAAUGACCUCUCUCCCACAGCCGGGCAGGCACUAGACACCACUGUCCUAGGCUUCAACUCGGGCACAUCCAUGGACGGCAUCGACUGCGCACUCUGUCCUUUCAGCCCACAAACACCCCAAGACCCCCUGCAAUUUGCACUCAUCGCCUACGACGAGGAGCCGCUCGAGCCGACCAUCAAGACGCACGUCAUGAACAUGAUUCUGCACAACACCACCACCCCAGAGAAGCUCUCCGAGGUCAACGUUCCCCUGCGUGAGGCCUUUUUCGAUGCCGUCAGGUUGUUCUGCAAGAAGAACAACGUCGACGCCCAAAUCACCGCGGACGCCAUUGGCUCCCACGGACACACCAUCUGGCUGCUGAGCAUGCCCGAUCACGGAUUUCAGGGUGUCAGACCAAGCGGCUGGCCGUCAGGGCGCGCGCCGCUCAUUGCCUUCUUCGACGCUCUCGUUCUCCAUCACCCUACCAAGCUGCGCGCCUGCCAGAAUAUUGGCGGUGUAGCCAAUGUCUGCUUCAUCCUGCCCGACGUGAACGGAAAACUCAACGACGAGUUCUUCGACUUUGACAUGGGCCCCGGCAACGUCUUCAUUGACGCCGCUGUCCGAUAUUUCACCAACGGUGAACAAGAGUACCAUAAAGACGGCGCCAUGGGCAAGGCCGGCCGCGGGGUCUUCCGGGACACCAUUGCCUACGAGCUCAUCAAGCGAGGUCUUGCCAAGGGCCUCACGCCAAACGACAUUGUGGCCACCAUCACCCGCAUGCAUCACCGUCUAGGCCAUUGUCGAGCAUUAACACAGCUAUAUGCCCACUGCGCGGUCUUUCCCGAUACAAGCAUCGUUCUGCUCGACGAGGCAGAUAUCCCCGCCGGGACCAAGGGAGCCAUUUUGCUCGCGUGGCAGGGCACGGAGACCAUGGUUGGCCGCAGCAUUCCCGUUCCGAACCGCGUCGAGGUUAGUGGUCGGAAUCAUAUCAAUCUUGUGAGAGAGAUUGUCAACUAUGUCGACGGAAAGGUGUUUGACAACAAGACGUGA